AUGCCCGAACCGGGCGUCAGGAUGAACGGCUCCUCGCCGGGUGAGCUGUGCUGGCUCUUCUGCUGCCCGCCCUGCCCGAGCCGCAUCGCCGCCAAGCUGGCCUUCCUGCGGCCCCAGCCCACCUACACAGUGCUGGCGCCCGAGCAGCGCGGCCCCCAGCCGGCGCCAGCCUAGCCCGCGCAGCAGCGGCCCGAGGAGGGCACGGGGCCCGGCGCUUGCAGCCUGCACCUGAGCUAGCGCGCCGACUGGCAGUACUCGCGGCGCGAGCUGGACGCCGUCGAGGUCUUCUCGCGCACGGCCCGGGACAGCCGGCUCGGCUGCAUGUUCGUGCGCUGCGCGCCCUCCAGCGGCUACACGCAGCUCUUCUCCCAAGGCAGUGCCGUGGACCUGGGCCAGACGUGUAGCUCCUUGUGAUACAUCGGCCGUCGUUCGCACAUCAACUGCAACAUCUUCUCCUACGACUACUCCGGCUAUGGCGUCAGCUCGGGCAAGCCCUCUGAGAAGAACCUCUAUGCUGAUAUCGACGCCGCGUGGCACGCGCUGCGUGCCUGGUAUGGCGUAAGUGCUGAGAACAUCAUCCUGUAUGGUCAGAGCAUUGGGACCGUCCCCACUGUACACCUGGCCUCCGGUAUUGACAAGAUAUCUGAAGUCACCUCUCCCGUGUUGGUCAUUCACGGUACAAAGGACGAGGUCAUUGAUUUCUCCCAUGGCCUGGCCAUGUAUGAACGCUGUUCCCGGGCCGUGGAGCCCCUCUGGGUCAGACAUAAUGAAAUAGAGCUUUAUGCACAGUACCUAGAAAGACUAAAACAGUUCAUAUCUCACGAACUUUCUAAUUCCUCAAGAUGA
Messenger RNA from Lipotes vexillifer (Yangtze River dolphin), 846 nucleotides. The record is from RefSeq and is a predicted model, not a curated record. NCBI's taxonomy places the organism in Eukaryota, Metazoa, Chordata, Mammalia, Artiodactyla, Lipotidae.